Didymodactylos carnosus is the source of this 3810-nucleotide messenger RNA. Lineage: Eukaryota; Metazoa; Rotifera; Eurotatoria; Philodinida; Philodinidae. The record is from the annotation of a GenBank genome assembly.
AUGCGAAUGAAAGGAUCUCGAGCACCAUUCACUCAUACAUCUCUCGCCUUAUUUGUAUUGGUAACCGGUGUCGCCGGUGGAUUGUUAAUUGUCUUUUCAAUUUUAUUACUUUGUAAAUAUUGUUUUAAUAGAAAAAACACGAAGCAAAGUGAACAAGUGAAACUUUUAUAUGGAGCUUUGGAUAGUACAAAAUUUCGUAUAGAUAAUACACAGUUGAAAUUAGAACCGAGACGAUCAAAUCCACUCGAUAAAUAUCAUGAGGAACGAAGUAAAUUAUUAGAAGAACAAUCAGAUCUUAGAAAUCCCUCUUAUCAUGGAAGCCGAGAGCAAAUUAGCAAACAUGACUUAAACAGUAGUUCUUAUGUCUUUGAUGGGACACUAACCGAGAACACUCCUAACAUAUUAUUGUAUUCUGCGACAAACGAAUCGAAAAAUGAUAAUCAUCAAAAUGAACGUUUAAAUGACAACUCUUAUUUACAAGUAGAUCCACGAUGCUACGUGAGAAACAACAGCACAUGUUCUCAUCUAACUGUGAUGCCAAAUUUAUUGCCGAGAAAAUCGGAUCCAUGCUGUGGUCCAACAACUUCCACAGCUCGUCUAGAAAAAGUUUAUUCGCUAAAUAGUGAUCAAAGACAAUUGAGAUUAACGUCACAUCGUCAAAGUAGUUUUGAUGUUGCUACAUAUCGUCAACAAUUAAACCCUACUAAUGAUACUUCACCAUCUUUCUAUUCGCAAGAAGUAUAUUAUACACCGAGAGGAUCAAAUUUAUCCGUUGCACAAACUACAACUGCCCAUCCGACAAAUUCGCCCGCUAAUCUUGAUCCAAACUAUAUUUAUCAUCAAAUACCACAUAAUAGAAAAAAUUCAGCCAUCAUUUUAACUCCGAAUGAUUCAACAAGUGCUGAAAAACGAGAUUUGGCUGUUACAUAUGAUAUCAAUUCAAACCGUGGUGGUGUCCGUUCAGUAGCCUUAGAGAAACAAAAAUCAUCCGAUUUGACUCCAGGAAAUGAAAUUGAUAAACAAUCGUUGAGUUUUGACGCUGUACACUUACUUCGCCCUGGAAACCGACCUGAUGUAACAAGACGUGCCAAAUCCUAUGAUUAUGACGAUCAACAUCGUGCAAAUGCUACAUCAAAACAAAUGCCAAUAGUUAUUAAAAUACCGGAUAUAGAAAAACUGACAUCCGAAUUUGUUGUACAAAACACAUCAAAGCGUUUAAGUUACAUGAAACAGCAUAGUCUCGAACAAUACAGUAAUCAGCAACUACAUCGUAGCUUUAAUAUACCGCAUACGAGUGGAGGACGAAAAGCAACAUUAAUCGAUACACGAUUUGUUCAACUGAAUAAUGCUGACACUUCACAACCAGUAGAAGGCACUGUUCAAGUUCAAGAUGGACGAGAGCUCUGGGCAUUGAGAAAAUCAUAUGAAAUGGAAGCUAAUUUUGAUAACGCAACAAUGAACUUAGUAAACGAACAAGAGCAUCACCAAUGUGAGCAAGAUAUAAAUGAUAUAACAUCACCAGAAGAAUUAUCACCCGAAUUUCACACAUCUAUUUCAACAUCAUUUGAUUCAAAUCCAGAACCUUCAUCUGCAACAAAGCGUCACUAUGAUUACCAUCACCAACCAUCAUAUUUACGAAGUCAUACCAUUGAUAUCAACAGCAAUCGAUUAUUACCCACACCAAACGACUUACCAUCUCACACUGUUGAUACAACAACAAAUUCUAAUGAUAUCGUUGAUACUGAAGUGUAUAAACUAAGGCGAAAGAGUUCAUCAAAUUUGCUCUUGCCACCACCGGAAGUAAGACGACAAGCAUUGCGCCGAACAUUUGAAAAACGUCGCAGUUGUAUAAGUCAAUCGAAUGCGCUAUUGAAAAGUAAUGAAGAACAGCAAGCAGCUGCAUCAGUAGCAGAAAAUUUUACCGCAAUAACAAUGACAAAUUUAAUCGAACAUCAAUUACAACUGGAUAAUUCAACAAUUACAUCUGAUUUCAAUAGUAUGAACAAUAAUUAUAAUUCAAAAAGUGAAAAUUCAAGUUUUGAGCGAAGUCUUGAAACUGAUUUUGAUAUGCAGUCAGAUACAAGUAGUCGACCGGGUGAUCAAUUUACAUCGAUUGAAUCAAGUGGAAAUGAAAAUACAGAUUCAAAUAAUAGUGGAAAGCAGUGUGCUUCUACAUAUAUCAUGGAGAAAAAAGACCUUCUUCCAUCAUCAAUACCACAACAACAUGACGAUAGUGGCUAUAAAUCGUUGGAAAGUCAAACAAGUCAAAAUCGCACAGUAAGUUUAGACUGGAUGUCAGUAGAUGGAGCAGAGAGUGUCAUUUAUCUCGGUGGUGGUAGUCACGAUGAACAACACAUAAGUAUUGAUAGUCAAGAUAUAGAGGAAGAGUUAAACGAAACCUCAGCACAAGAACAAAUUUAUCAGAUGAGACGAAGUCCUGUGCCAAAUUCUAUGCUAAAAUACGGCCAAUCGUCUUAUGAAUCUCAACGAAAACUAACGCCAGUUAUACAAUAUAGAAGUUUGUCUACCAGCAUACCAGUUGCUGAAGAUCGCUAUAAAAUAUCCUCACCACAGUUAACAACAGCAGUUGCAAAUGGCUACGAUAAGUUGGCUGAAUACUCAUCUAAAAUAGUAUCAUCACCAUCGUUUAAUCGUACCGCAUCCAAAAAACGACGAGAAUUUGGUAAAGAUAAAAAAGAUGCGCUCAAAGAUGAGCAAAGACAACAACCUCAAAUAAGUCAACAACAACAACGUACCUCAUCUUGGAAUUGUCAACAGAGUGCUGAUAAUCAACCGGAUGUAUCAUUAGCAGUUCAAAAGUCAUCAUUACAAGUAAAACAUGAUCAUUUGAGACGAACAAAAUCGGAUGAUUCUAGAAAUCUAUAUGCUAUGCCAAAUCAUAUUAAUAACGAAAAUAACAAUCACCUUCAAAACUUAAAUAAUUCAGACAAUCGUCAUGUGACGUUGAGUGCCGACCGUAUUCUGAAUAAAUCAAAUCCUCGUCACGCCUUACCAUUCAUCGUGCCCGAUAAUAGACCCAAUAAUAAUAACUACGAGGCUAUAUCACAUUACGAAAGUGUUACUUCUAAUGAACCUAAUCAAAGUUGUAAUGAAACUGUUUCAGCAACUAAUCUCCAGUCACCAUUAGCAUUUCGUUCAAAACAUGGAUCAUUUUCAUUCGACGCAUCAUCACAACACAAACUCAUGCAACACCAUCUUCAUUCGGCUUCAAUCGAUAUAUCAUCUGCAUCAUCGUCACAAAAUAACAAAAAUGAUAAACAGCAUUUUUAUGAUCAAAUUAUUGAUACGAACACUCUAAAACAAUCAAUACUUCCUGUUGGUCACAUGACAAAACCACGCUUAAAAUUUAGUAUUGUUCGUGACUCAAGUAUACCCGCUUAUAGUACGCCAUUGUUUCGAGAUUACAGUAUUGAUGAAAAAACAAAUCGUAUUGUAAAUGAAUUUUUAAAGGAUGAUUCACUGUUAGAUGCAAGUCAGCGUCAUCCAUAUCGCUCAUGCCGUGCAAAAACGAUUGAUGAAUCAAAUAACAAACAUUAUAAGAUUCAACAAGAUAAUAAUCGACAGAAUUUUAAACGACACAAUAAUAGUAUCGUACGUCCUACGCCGCCAAUGAUGAUGGUCAGUAAUGAACCACGCUAUAUUAAUUUAACAAAAAGGGCAACAUUAAGUUUCAGUGACAGCAUUGAAGAAGAACUACAACAAUCACAACAUCAACGAUAUCCCAUUAAAACAAAUGCUGCACCCCCAUCGAUUAAUAUUAUCAUAACAGGAGAGGAUAGUGGAAGUUGA